This is a messenger RNA of Uranotaenia lowii, 623 nucleotides long. RefSeq names its product putative ATP synthase subunit f, mitochondrial. The transcript has a single exon. Gene Ontology annotation, biological process: proton motive force-driven mitochondrial ATP synthesis. Gene Ontology annotation, molecular function: proton-transporting ATP synthase activity, rotational mechanism. The coding region runs from base 2 to 394 and encodes 130 amino acids. Lineage: Eukaryota; Metazoa; Arthropoda; Insecta; Diptera; Culicidae. The record is from RefSeq and is a predicted model, not a curated record.
UAUGAGCGUGCACCCGAAUCGAAAAUUUGCUUCGAUCAGUCGUUUAGUUGGUGCGGACAGAAGAACCAAGAUGGCUUUCGGUGACUAUCCGGCAGAGUACAACCCCAAAGUUCACGGGCCGUACGAUCCAGCCCGUUACUACGGUAAACCGGACACCCCGUUCGGACAGGUGAAGCUAAGCGAACUCGGCUCCUGGUUUGGGCGCCGCGAUAAGAACCCCAAGGCCGCAGCCGGGGCCGUCAGUCGCGCCUUCUGGCGAUGGCAACACAAGUACUGGCAGCCAAAGCGGAUGGGAAUCGCUCCGUUUUUCCAGGUCAUCGUUGGAGGAAUGGUCUUCUUCUACACCAUUAACUACGGUAAGCUGAAGCACCAUCGCAACUACAAGUACCAUUAAGCAAGAAGGAACGGAACACGGGAAUAGGCCAGUGAAUGUGGAUGCUGAGAAGUCGAUGUGUUAUGUAAGAUCAAGAACGGCACGGCCUUCCGGAAGGCAUUUCCGAUUCAAAACGUGCUUGGUGAAGUCGAUGUUGGCCAUAAUUGAAAACGAACGAAUUCCCGAAAAGUUAGAUGAAACAUUAUGUAACUGGUGAAAAUAAAAAAAAGUGCAAAUUUCAAUAGAGAAA